Messenger RNA from Lachancea sp. 'fantastica', 999 nucleotides. Lineage: Eukaryota; Fungi; Ascomycota; Saccharomycetes; Saccharomycetales; Saccharomycetaceae. The record is from the annotation of a GenBank genome assembly.
AUGUCCAAACUCGACAGAGAGAGUCAUAUCCGUUACAUUGCAUCGCUGGAUUCGAAACGGGACGAUUACGAAUACUGGUUAUCGGAACACUUGCGACUUAACGGUGUGUACUGGGGACUCACAGCGUUAUGUGUACUGGAUGCCAAAGACACAUUUAACAGAAACGAGAUCAUUUCCUUCGUGCUGAGCUGCUGGGAUGCUAAAAAUGGCGCAUUCGCUGCGUUUCCUGGGCACGAUGCUCAUGUAUUGACGACGCUUUCGGGAAUUCAGAUUUUGGCCAUUUACGAUGCUCUGGAAAUACUUCAGCAGAAACCUGACGGCAGCGAAAACAACGACAACAUGAAGACACAAUGCGUUGCUUUCUUGCGAUUUAAUCAGCUUCCUGACGGCUCCUUUCAGGGAGACCGUUUUGGUGAAAUUGAUACACGUUUCGUUUACGCAGCAUUGAAUGCGCUAUCGAUUUUGGGAGAAUUGACAGCGGACGUAGUCGAUCCAGCAGUCAAUUUCAUCCAGCAAUGCUACAACUUUGAUGGCGGCUUUGGAUUGAGCCCUGGCGCUGAAAGCCAUGCCGCCAUGUCCCUCACAUGCAUUGCGGCCUUGGCAGUAGUCAACCGGUUAGAUGCCCUUUCGCCAGAUCAGCUGGAGGACAUCGCAUGGUGGCUGUGCGAAAGACAGGUUCCUGAAGGUGGGCUAAACGGACGUCCCAGUAAGCAACCAGACGUGUGCUACAGCUGGUGGGUGCUGUCGUCUCUGGCCAUCAUCGGGAAACGCGACUGGAUCGAUUUCGAUAAACUUCGAGAGUUCAUUCUACAAUCGCAGGAUCCGAAAAAGGGUGGAAUUAGCGACCGCCCUGGAAAUGAAGUUGACGUUUUUCAUACCUGUUUUGGCGUGGCAGGCCUAAGUUUGAUGGGUAAAGACAAGCUGGUUGAAAUUGAUCCUGUUUACUGUAUGCCAUUGUCCGUGACGCGGACUUUCAAAAAGUACCCAUAUGAUGAAUAG